This is a messenger RNA of Exophiala viscosa, 1164 nucleotides long. Its product is annotated as casein kinase I like hhp1. The record is from RefSeq and is a predicted model, not a curated record. Gene Ontology annotation, molecular function: protein serine/threonine kinase activity; ATP binding. Bases 1 to 1164 code for a protein of 387 amino acids. Gene Ontology annotation, biological process: endocytosis; signal transduction; peptidyl-serine phosphorylation. NCBI's taxonomy places the organism in Eukaryota, Fungi, Ascomycota, Eurotiomycetes, Chaetothyriales, Herpotrichiellaceae. Gene Ontology annotation, cellular component: cytoplasm; nucleus. The transcript is spliced from 3 exons.
AUGACGACUAUGGAUUUGCGUGUAGGUAACAAAUACCGCAUUGGACGAAAGAUUGGUAGCGGCAGUUUCGGAGACAUCUACUUGGGCACCAACAUCAUCUCUGGCGAAGAGAUUGCCAUUAAGCUUGAGUCUGUCAAGGCCAAACACCCUCAACUCGAGUACGAAGCCCGUGUCUACAAGUCCCUUGCUGGUGGAGUCGGGAUCCCUUUCGUCCGCUGGUUCGGCACAGAAUGUGACUACAACGCCAUGGUCCUUGACCUUCUCGGUCCCAGUUUGGAAGACCUUUUCAACUUCUGCAACCGGAAGUUCUCUCUCAAGACCGUCCUCCUUCUCGCCGAUCAGCUCAUUUCCCGCAUCGAGUACAUCCACGCCAAAUCCUUCAUCCACCGUGAUAUUAAGCCUGACAACUUCCUCAUGGGCAUUGGCAAGAGAGGCAACCAGGUCAACGUUAUUGAUUUUGGUCUGGCCAAGAAGUAUCGCGACCCCAAGACCCAUUUUCACAUUCCAUACCGUGAGAACAAGAACUUGACCGGAACGGCUCGAUACGCCUCGAUUAACACUCACUUGGGUGUGGAACAAUCUCGACGUGACGACAUGGAAUCUUUGGGCUAUGUGAUGCUCUAUUUCUGCCGUGGCUCUCUUCCCUGGCAGGGACUGAAGGCUGCCACCAAGAAGCAGAAGUACGAUCGUAUCAUGGAGAAGAAGAUGACAACUCCCACUGAAGUCCUUUGCCGCGGCUUCCCCAAUGAGUUCGCCAUCUACCUCAACUACACCCGUUCGCUUCGUUUCGACGACAAGCCGGAUUACUCCUAUCUCCGCAAGAUCUUCCGCGACCUGUUUGUUCGAGAAUCUUUCCAAUACGACUACGUUUUCGACUGGACCGUCUACAAGUAUCAGAAGAACGCUCAGGCCAUUGCUCAAGCAGCCGGAAAUCAGCCAACCCAAGAGGACGAGGACAAACCACGACGUGGCCAUACCGGCACCGCAGCUGCCACCGGAGUUCCUACCCCUCAGACCGGUUUGACCCAAGGCAAGCCAGGAGCCAUCUCCAGCACUCGACGCAAGGUCAUGGAGCGCGGCACCAGCGGCAACGACCAGGGAGGAAGCGACAGGAUGCUUCGUUCCGGUACAAGGGUAACCAAUGGCAACAGCGAUUAUCGUUGA